GGAAUGCUGUCGAGGUAUAUCACUUCCGGAGCAAGAACACUCGGUCGUACUGCGAUGUCAUCUCAAGUUAUACCCAAAAAAAUGCCUUUACUUAUCUCACCAAAGGAGCUCACUGAGCUCUUCCGCACCGCUGGCUCAGCUGAGGACAUUUCUGUCCUCGAUGCAAGCUGGCACAUGCCAAACUCACCUCUGAAUGCCAAAGAGGAGUUUUUGAAGAAACGUAUUCCAGGUGCACGUUACUUCGACUUGGAUGAUAUUGCCAGCCCCAAUGAGCUCGGACUGAAGCAUAUGAUGCCCACGGGAGAGAUCUUCGGAGCAGCACUGAGAAAGGCUGGGAUUAGCCCGUCCUCCCAUAUUAUCAUUUACGAUUCCGUGGGCAUCUUCUCAUCUCCCCGGGCCCUUUUCACUUUCAAGGCGUUAGGACACGACAAGGCCAGUGUACUUGAUGGAGGUCUCCCGGCAUGGGAGCUCGACGGCGGUUCCACCGAAACUGGACCUCUUUCCGAAGUGAGAGAAAGCACAUACCCUCCGCCGACCCUGAACGAGGAGGUCGUCAGGAGUUAUCAGCAAGUCGUGAACAACGCCUCGUCUAAUAUAACAGACUCUGCUGCAGAGCUUGUUCUCGACGCUCGGUCUCGCGGAAGGUAUCUCGGCUCAGACCCCGAACCACGAGCUGGUCUCUCCUCCGGCCACAUUCCCCACUCAUUCUCCCUGCCCUUCAACACAUUCCUUCGUACGAACAAAAUCCCCAACUCCGACAAGACCUACACCACUUUUCUUACCCCGACAGAAAUCAGAGAGAAGCUCGUAGAGACAGUAGGAGCCGAAAACGCAGAGCAAAUUCUGACGGGCAAGCGCAAGGUCAUCACCUCUUGCGGAAGCGGUAUGACCGCAGGUGUCUUGUGGCUCGGACUGAAACUUGCGAACGAGGCUACCCGCGUAUCCAUUUACGAUGAGUCUUGGACCGGUUACGCUUCCAGGAAGGAGAGCCCCAUCGUGAAAAGCGACGGAUGAACUCGCCCGGACUCUCUUAAAUUAUGCCAAUGUAUAGAAUGCGAAUAUACCGAAGACAUCAUCUAUCACAACUAUCUGUCAUACAACAAGCAAGCAAUGAAUACUCGUACAUACACAACCCCCGAUAUAAAAUGCAGCAGUGCUCGCGAACCCGGGGUCUUUCAUUGAGACAACGAUUUCUUGUCGGGUGCGUCACGUAUUGAUCGCAAACUUCCCAGCGUUUUGAGCGCCUUCAGACCCAC
Messenger RNA from Stereum hirsutum FP-91666 SS1, 1256 nucleotides. RefSeq names its product thiosulfate sulfurtransferase. The record is from RefSeq and is a predicted model, not a curated record. The transcript has 7 exons. Gene Ontology annotation, molecular function: thiosulfate-cyanide sulfurtransferase activity. The coding region runs from base 82 to 1014 and encodes 310 amino acids. Gene Ontology annotation, biological process: transsulfuration. NCBI's taxonomy places the organism in Eukaryota, Fungi, Basidiomycota, Agaricomycetes, Russulales, Stereaceae. Gene Ontology annotation, cellular component: mitochondrion.